GCAGGUUCUGCAUCAUGGUGUCCCACCGCUGGCACAAAAGGCUGGCCUGGGUCCGAGGAUCUUUAACGGGAGAGGACCAGGAGCUAUCUCCAUACACUGCAAUCAUGACAGACUCUGAGAAGCAGGACCUGAAGAAGCCCAAGAAAAAGGUGGAGGUCUGUGGCUACCCCCUCAGCAUCUUCUUCAUUGUGGUGAAUGAGUUCUGCGAGAGAUUCUCCUACUAUGGAAUGCGAGCGGUGCUGGUCCUGUACUUCAGGUACUUCCUGAAGUGGGAUGAUGACAUGGCCACCUCCAUCUACCACACCUUUGUGGCCCUCUGCUACCUGACGCCCAUCCUGGGUGCCAUCGUGGCCGACUCCUGGCUGGGGAAGUUCAAGACCAUCGUCUACCUGUCCAUCGUCUACACCAUCGGGCAGGCUGUGAUGGCGGUGAGUGCUAUUCACGACAUCACGGACACGGACGGGGACGGAACACCGAACAACAUGACCCUCCACGUUGUGCUCUCCAUGGUGGGGCUGCUGCUCAUCGCCCUGGGGACGGGUGGGAUCAAGCCCUGCGUGGCGGCCUUCGGUGGGGACCAGUUUGAGGACCACCAGGAGAAACAGAGGAGCACGUUCUUCUCCAUCUUCUACCUGUCCAUCAACGCUGGAAGUCUCCUGUCCACCAUCAUCACUCCAAUCCUCAGAGGUCAGGAGUGCGGCAUCAGGUCCCAGCAGAAGUGCUACUCGCUGGCCUUCGGCGUCCCCGCCGCCCUCAUGGUGGUCGCCCUGCUUGUGUUCAUCGUCGGGAGCAGCAUGUACACCAAGGCGGCCCCAAAAGGCAACAUCAUGCUGGAAGUCUGCAAGUGCAUUGGGUUUGCAUUGAAGAACCGCUUCAGGCACAGAAGCAAACAGCAUCCCAAGCGAGAGCACUGGAUGGACUGGGCCAACGAGAAAUAUGACAAACUCCUCAUCGCUCAAAUCAAGAUGGUGCUGAAGGUUCUGUUCCUUUACAUCCCGCUGCCUAUGUUCUGGGCGCUGUUCGACCAGCAGGGCUCGCGCUGGACCCUCCAGGCCACCACCAUGGACGGGAACUUUGGAGCUCUCAUCAUUCAGCCGGAUCAAAUGCAGACUGUGAACCCGAUCCUCAUCUUGGUGCUGGUGCCCAUCGUGGACAGCGCUGUCUACCCGCUGAUCAAGAAGUGCGGCCUCAACUUCACGCCUCUGAAGAGAAUGACCGUGGGGAUGCUGCUGGCGGGCCUGGCCUUCGUGGCAGCAGCGCUGGUGCAGAUCGAGAUUGACAAAACCUUGCCAACCUUCCCAUCCAAAUCCCAAAGUCAGGUGAAAUUCCUAAACCUGGGUGGCAACCCUGUGGACAUAACUGUUGGCACCGAAACUAUGCAUGUUGGCGCUUUUCAGGCCACUGUGGAUUACACGACGUAUGACACAGCCAGCAUAAAGGUCUCUGUGGCCUCUAUAAGUGAGACAGUCUACUUACAGAAAGGAGCACGGGAGACUCUGCUGAUCGACCCUGCCAACAAAACAAUGGAUUUGAUCGACGAUAUAACUAAAAAGCCAGAGGAAGGCAAUAAUGCCAUCAGAUUUGUGAAUGGUAUGGAUUCAGUAUUGAACGUGUCAACAAGUAAAACAGACUAUGGAGCGGUUUGGCCCUACACUGCUUCAAACUACUCUCAGAUACCGGAGGGGAAGACCACCUUCACAAUCAAGAAUGAUGCAGGGGACACGUGUGAAUUCACCAUGACACUGGGAUUUGGUAGCUCUUUCACUGUCCUCAUCCCCAGCACAUUCAAAUGGGACCAAAAUUGCACAUCUACCAUAGAGCCUAUUAUGGACAUCAAACCCAACACCUUCCACAUGGCCUGGCAGAUCCCACAGUACUUCCUCAUGACCACUGGAGAGGUGGUCUUCUCUGUCACCGGCCUUGAGUUCUCCUACUCACAGGCUCCAAGCAACAUGAAGUCAGUGCUUCAGGCUGGAUGGCUGUUUACUGUCGCCGUGGGCAACAUCAUUGUGCUGAUUGUGGCAGAGGCAGCACAGCUCCCAGAUCAGUGGGCAGAGUACAUCCUUUUUGCCUCCCUCCUGGUGGCAGUGUGCAUAAUCUUUGCUGUGAUGGCCUACUUCUACACUUACGUGGACCCUUCAGAGAUAGAAGCCCAGUUCAACAAGGAUGGAACAGAAGAAGAAAAGAAACAGGAGAAGGACAGCAUCCCAAUGAAGAAGAAAGACUCCAUCGAGCACCACGACGAAGACAUCAAGCAAACCAAGAUCUAAACACCUCGAUAAGCUUCUUUUUUUUUGCCCCAGUGGGUUGAAUUGGUUUGGUGUCAUGCAUCUGGGGCUAUGGCACAGCCCUGCAGUGCUCAAAGAGGACAGUCUGUUAUGAGUAAAUAGAACGUAAUGCUUCACCGGCAUCAGAUCAUUCUACCCCUGACACCAAGGUGCUUCCAAACUGAGAUUAAGACGGUUGUGUCCAUGACAGCGAUGGAGCUGGUGAAACACCAUGCAGUGUAGUAUUGCGUAAGAGUGGCUUUUGAAAGGGAAGAGUGAAUCGCUCCAGUUUUUGGGAGAGAGCUGAACAAAACAAGAAGCAUGACACUUUAUUAUACUUUAG
Molecule: messenger RNA, 2610 nt
Organism: Megalops cyprinoides (Indo-Pacific tarpon)
Lineage: Eukaryota; Metazoa; Chordata; Actinopteri; Elopiformes; Megalopidae
Product: solute carrier family 15 member 1-like
Exons: 24
Coding region: 15-2270 (751 amino acids)
Biological process (GO): transmembrane transport; oligopeptide transport
Cellular component (GO): membrane
Molecular function (GO): dipeptide transmembrane transporter activity
Source: RefSeq, a predicted model, not a curated record